AUGGCGUGGUUCGGUGAUGGACUUUCUAGCUUAUCUAAUUUAAAAGGACAGAUUACUAGUUUUACCAAGGAAGUUCUUUCUGAAAGCGUCGUCAGUGAUACUGAUGCUGAGAUUUCAGUUCUUCGCCGGCAAAAUUGCGAGUUGCAGAACGCAGUGGUGGAAUCAAAUGUUCGCGGUCGCGAGUCCAAUGCCAUCGAUGUCUCCCGAUCUAUUCAAAAAGGUCAACAGAAAGCAUCAGGCUGUUCUGUAGUAAUGUCUCUUCCGUUUCCUGUCUAUCCAUGUCAGAAAUUUUAUCCAAAUAGACAUUUAACCCUUGACUCGAUUCACAUCUGCAACGCUGAGAAAUCUAGGGGAUCAGGAAGAAGUACUAUAAUAAUUUACUGGAGUAUGAUAACCAUCGAUAAUCUAUCAACAAAUUAA
Molecule: messenger RNA, 420 nt
Organism: Cotesia congregata
Lineage: Eukaryota; Metazoa; Arthropoda; Insecta; Hymenoptera; Braconidae
Source: the annotation of a GenBank genome assembly